GGGAGGCAGCUCCGGCACGGCCGGGCGGUCCGGCAGAACAAAGCGGCGGUGGGUGAAGCCCCGGGACAGCGCCGAGGACGGCAGUCCCAGGGGAGCUGUCAGCCGGCACCCUCCCGCCCCGCCGACCCCUGCCCACCAACUUCCCGGCCCGGCCUCCCGGGGGCCGUGAGGAACGGGGAGACCCGCCCGCCCCCGCCCGGCCCGGGGCACCGGCCCCGCCGCCGCUCCGAGGACUCGGGGAAACUUAGGGGUCGGCCGGGGGCUGCGGGCCGGAGCCGGGACACCCCCUCCCUCGCCCCGCCGCCCCCAGCGAGUGGCUCACCAGGUCCCUCCUGCGCCUUUGUCCUCUUCUAGCGCCGAGACGGGGAGAAACAGAAGAGACGGAGGAGGAACCCCCGGCCCCUCCAGCUCCCUCAGUGGGUACCAGCCCGACCGGGAGGGCACUGCAGCCCCCAGACCAGCCGGGGCAAGUCUGAAAUGAAGGCUCGAACACGAACACCAAAUUCCCACCCAGGCCUGAUGCACGACAAAGAUGGAGGAGAGACAGCGACGAUUCACAUGCCAGGAGGCUGGAGCAGUAAUGAAAAAUCUCAGAAGGAUGCCAGCAACUGGGCAGGGUGGGGGUGGGAGAAUGAAGCAAAAUAAAACAAUUAGGAAGGUGGUAAUUACCAGUCUAAUGAGAUAUCAGGUUGAAUCCUAAAAGCACCAAGAUUCUUUCAUAGCAAGAUGUAGCUGCUGCAGUAUUCAUCCUCUGGGGUAUUCUCGCGGACAAAACAUUUCCUUUCCCGCAAGACCUACGGAAAUUUGACAGGAAAAGAGGCUGAGUGGUGCAGCCUGUGUCUUUGAAACUGCCCAGUGCUCUUAUCACCUGACCCGUGAUCUUGCAGAAACGCCCCAAAAAGCAGCUUUAUUUGGAGGAUGAACGGGCUGCUUGGGUCUUCUGAGGACACAGAGACUCCAGUUGUCCAUAUUUGAGAAAAUCGUGGCAAGGAGAGCCGGAGGGAGGGAGUGCGCCCAACUUGGACGUGUGGGCACGUCAGCCCCAGGCCACUGCUUGGAAAGGUAGGAGAUCGGGACCGGACCCCAGUCCAGGGAGCUGCUCGCGUCUCCCCUGAGCUCCCUGCAGCCCCUCUCACCGCUCCCACGGACAUCCUUCCUCGGUGUGCCUGGAGCCUCUCCAACCUCUCCUCUGCACGCACCCCCAAGCCCAUCACUGGGGAGGCAGCUGCACCCCCAGCCCUCCAAUCACCCCCCUGUCCCCAGCCCUACUGUGCCCCAUCACCAGGACCCCUCUCCCUGACACAUCCUUUGGGGUCCCACUAACUCCCCGUCUGCUCGAACUGCAUCUGGGGACCACAACCCACCUCCAGCCAUGGAGCUGAACCACACGUCCCCACCUCCCACAUCACCUGUGCGACAGACCGGUGGAGACGACCCGUGCAGGAUAGACGUCACCUACGUGGCCAUAGACAGUGUCACGCUGAUCAUCUGCCUCUGUGGGCUGCUGGGGAACGGCGCCGUCCUCUGGCUCCUCGGCUUCCGCAUCCGCAGGAAUCCCAUCACCGUCUACAUCCUUAACCUGGCCGUCGCUGACUUCACCUUCAUCCUCUUCUUAGCUGCCUCGGCACUCCUCUACAUCGUGGAGGAUGUCUUCUGCUCCCCUGAUGUCCUGAAGUACCAGAGGUUGCUUCUCCUGUCCUCACUCUUCUCCUACAACAUGGGCCUAUACCUCCUGACGGCCAUCAGCAUCGAGAGGUGUUUGUCCGUCCUCUGUCCGCUCUGGUACCGCUGCCGCCGCCCCCAGCACUUGUCGGUCAUGGUGUGUGCCCUGCUCUGGGCCCUCUCCAUCACUGUCAUUGCUACAGUGACUACUCUGUGCCUGUUGCAUGAGCACGAGCACUGCCAGAAGGCUCUCAUCUCCAUGUACGUCCUCAACUUCCUUAUCUUUGCACCACCCAUGGUCAUUUCCAAUGUGAUCCUUUUCAUUAAGGUCCUGUGUGGCUCCCAGCAACGUCAACCAUUGAGGCUCUACAUCGUUAUCUUCCUCACCGUCCUCUUCUUUCUCAUGUUUGGGGUUCCCCUCAGCAUCUGGCAUUUCCUGAAGCAGGUCAACUACAACAACACCACCAUGCCAUCCCAGAUAUUUUACCUGCUCGCCUGCAUCAACAGCAGCAUCAACCCCUUCAUCUACUUUUUGGUUGGGAGCUGCCGGAGGCACUGCUCCUUGGUGUCCCUCCAGGUCGCCUUCAGGAGGGUCUUUGAAGAGACGGGGGUCACCACGAUCUCCAGCUAAGAGGCCACUUUGGUCACACUGGCCGUGCUGCCCACCCUGGCUUCAUGCUCAGCUGCCCACCCUUACCCCUAGCUGGGCCUGCAGGAUGACCUGUGGCUGUGUUCUGGGAUGAAUCCCAUCCCCACCCCUGUCUCAUCCUCAUCCCAUCCCCAUCCCUGUCCCAUCCCCACCCCUGUCUCAUCCUCAUCCCAUCCCCAUCCCUGUCCCAUCCCCACCCCGUCUCAUCCCAUCCCAUCCCUGUUCCAUCCCUAUCCCCAUCCCCGUCUCAUCCCCAUCCCAUCCCACCCCAGUCCAGCGCAGCCCAGCCCAGCCCCGCCCGCACCCCGUCCCGCUCUCUCCCGCAGGGCGCCCGCCCGGGCGGCCUCUCCCCGGCUCCGAGCUCGGAGCGCUGGGCUUUGCUGCCCUCCAGCGAGGGAAGAGGAGAUGGGAGACCUCCAGAAACCCCCUCCCCGGGGCCCGCCCGCCCCGCCCGCCCCUCCUGCCCCAGGGGAAGGGGCUCUGCGGGGCUCGGUGCGGGGGCUCCGGCAAACGGUCCCAGCCGGCCCCGCUCCCCCUGCCCCGGUUCGGGCAUCGCCUGCGGGAAGCCCCGGCAAAGCCUCUGCUCCUGCCGCGGGGCUGCGCUGCCCUCCCGGCCCCGGCCCCCUCCUCCCGCCCCAAUAAACGAU
Molecule: messenger RNA, 2958 nt
Organism: Phalacrocorax carbo (great cormorant)
Lineage: Eukaryota; Metazoa; Chordata; Aves; Suliformes; Phalacrocoracidae
Source: RefSeq, a predicted model, not a curated record